This is a messenger RNA of Cladophialophora immunda, 1560 nucleotides long. RefSeq lists its product as uncharacterized. The record is from RefSeq and is a predicted model, not a curated record. Lineage: Eukaryota; Fungi; Ascomycota; Eurotiomycetes; Chaetothyriales; Herpotrichiellaceae. Gene Ontology annotation, biological process: secondary metabolic process. Gene Ontology annotation, molecular function: CoA-ligase activity. The transcript is spliced from 9 exons. The coding region runs from base 1 to 1560 and encodes 519 amino acids.
AUGGCCCCAAUCACUUCGCCCCUGAAGGUACACUUCCGCCGCGACCGCUCCAUCACCCAGCUCAUGCUGGAAAAUAUCUGUAAUACGGACCCUGGCAAAGUCAUUUGCGAGGACACUUUGUCCGACAAGCGUUUGACUUAUGGAGGUGUGCGCGAGGAUGCUUUCCGGCUGGCAGAAUCCUUGCGCAGGGCGUAUGGACUUCAACCCGGCGAUGUGGUGUCUAUUAUCUCCAGAAGCUGUGUCGACUAUAUCCUUGCCACUCAUGCAGUUUGGGCCGCCGGUGCCACGGUGAGCACGAUCAACCAUUCAAACACGACGAAAGACAUUGCAUUCGCCAUCGGGAUCGUGAAGCCCAAAAUCAUCAUUGUCGACGCGGCCGUCAAGAAGAAAGUAGAUGACGCCGUAAAGCAAGAUCAGUUUCAGAUCACGAUCUUGACCCUCCUGUCCCGCGUGCCUGGCCACGCUCUGUUUCCAGACGAGCUUCUUCUCGACCCCGGUGCCAGGAUUUCCCCCGAAGCGUACGUACUCGAUGGGCAAGACGCACAUAAGCGGUGUGCUGCCAUUGUACUUUCCAGCGGCACCACCGGUCUUCCCAAGGCCGUCAUGCUCUCUCACUAUAACCUGACAGCCAUCUGCGAGAUGCUUCGUCUCCACGACCGGAACAAUUGGAGAGGGGACAUGAGAGAGGUGUUCUUCCCGGUAAGCACUUAUGGAGAGUUCACCUACUUUGCAUAUGUUUCUCACAUCUACGGCAUGUACGUCUGCGCGCUGCUCGGGCCGUGGCUAGGAUGCUACAUUCAAUUGAUGCAUGCAUUUGACAUGGGAAUAUUCUGCCAGGCCCAUGUUGCCUCCAAACUCCGCGAGAGGUUUCCAGGCGUCAGCCUCUGUCAAACGUACGGAUGUACUGAGACGUCCUCAUGUAUCACCCAAAGCGGCGUUCGGGACCGGGAUGCUCCGCUAGUAGCAACUGGGACUCUGGUGGCCAACAUGGCGAUUCGAUUCAUCGACGAUAGCCUUCAAGAAGUGGCGCCGGGCACGCCGGGAGAGAUUUGUGUCUCUUGUCCCACCAUCAUGAUGGGGUACAAGGACAACGAAAAGGCAACCCAAGAGAGCUUCCUAGAGCCGGGCUGGUACCGGACCGGCGACGUUGGCUAUUUGGAUAAGAAUGGGUAUCUCAUCAUCGUCGACCGGAUAAAGGAUGUGAUCAAAUAUAAAGGAUUCCAAGUCCCUCCGAGCGAGCUCGAAGAAAUCAUCGGCCGCCACCCGCACGUCCACGACGUCGGGGUCGUCGCCGCCUGGGCCGACGCCGAGGCCACCGAGCUCCCACGGGCAUUUGUGGUCGCAGAUCCCGCAUUAGCCGUGAGCGCGUAUCCGCGCCUCGCCGACGAGAUCUGCAAGCUCGUCGCGGAUCAGGUGGCUGGGUACAAGAGGUUGCGGGGCGGUGUGAGAUUUGUACAGAGACUGCCAAGGAACCCGACGGGGAAGCUGUUGAGAAGACAGUUGAGAGUUGAGCAGGAGAGGGGAGAGAGUGCCGGUGGGCAAUUGAAGGGUAAGAUAUGA